CCCAGCCUGUGACUUUUCACCAAAUUCCACCUGAAAAGGGGCUGGGAUCCUUACUGGGGGCUGGGAUCCUUGCUGGCCGUGCCUCCUUGAGGGGAGGAGCAGGGGAGAAGCCGGGAGUAUCCUGGCCUGGAGGAGGGGAGCAGUGUGUCAGAACAGCCCCGGAUGACACCCAGGACAGCAAUAACACCUGCCAGCCUGGUGCUGCUGGACUCCCUGCCAGAUACUUCCCAAGUAGGAGCACAUUGACUCCUCAUAGGUUCUAGUACCCACCGCCAGUUGAGGCAGCAAGUUAACUUUGACAGUCAGGAGUAGAGACCUUUGGGCUCCAAGCUCAAGAUCCACCCCAAGACACACAGCCCAUUAAAUCCUUGUUGUAGAGAUUAGGGCCAACAACAAUGUUGGUUAUAAGCUGCAAUGUCGGGAAUGUUUCGAAGCAAGCAUGGUUGCUGCUGGACGUGUUGUGCUCCUGGCUUCCCUCUGGAUGCCGACAGAAACAAGGGAAUUUCUGCUGAAGUGACAAGGCAAGCCAGAGCAAAAGCAGGUUGGAUCCAGCUUGUCCCCACAAAGACGUGUUCUUCUCUCUCUCUGAGAGCGACCUGUUCACCGCAGAUACCGCUGGGCCUCGCUGAUUUGUCUUUCAGCUGGAAGGUCUGGAACAUGGAGAAUGACCCCUCAGGACGAAGACAGUCCAUCUCUCUCACACCUGUGGCCAAGGGUCUGGAGAAUAUGGGGGCUGAUUUCUUGGAAAGCAUGGAGGAAGGCCAGCUCCCUGGGAGCGACUUGAGCGCCACCGAGAUCAGGAGCAACUGGAGAGAGGCGGCGCCGAAGCGCUUCUCCAGAUGGAAGAACCUGCAGCCAGCCCUGAGAGCCAGAAGUUUCUGCAGGGAGCACAUGCAGCUGUUUCGAUGGAUCAGCACAGGCCUGCUCUGCACUGAUGAGGAAACAGGCUCAGUGAGGUUGGCGUUCGCUGCCUUCCUGCUGGUGGCCUGCCUCCUGGAUUUCCAGAGGGCCCUGGCUCUGUUUGUCCUCACUUGUGUGGUCCUCACGUUCCUGGGCCACCGCCUGCUGAAACGGCUUCUGGGGCCAAAGCUAAGGAGGUUUCUCAAGCCUCAGGACCAUCCUCGCCUGCUGCUCUGGUUUAAGAGGGGCCUAGCUCUUGCUGCUUUCCUGGGCCUGGUCCUGUGGCUGUCUCUGGACACCUCCCGGCGGCCUGAGCAACUGGUGUCCUUCGCAGGAAUCUGCGUGUUCAUUGCUCUCCUCUUUGCCUGCUCAAAGCAUCAUUGCGCAGUGUCCUGGCGGGCCGUGUCUUGGGGACUUGGACUGCAGUUUGUACUUGGACUCCUCGUCAUCAGAACAGAACCAGGAUUUAUUGCGUUCCAGUGGCUGGGCGAGCAGAUCCGGAUCUUCCUGAGCUACACGGAGGCUGGCUCCAGCUUCGUGUUUGGGGAGGCGCUGGUCAAGGAUGUCUUUGCCUUUCAGGUUCUGCCCAUCAUUGUCUUCUUCAGCUGUGUCAUAUCGGUUCUCUACCACGUGGGCCUCAUGCAGUGGGUGAUCCUGAAGAUUGCCUGGCUGAUGCAAGUCACCAUGGAUACCACAGCCACUGAGACCCUGAGCGUGGCUGGAAACAUCUUUGUGAGCCAGACCGAGGCUCCAUUACUGAUCCGGCCCUACUUGGCAGACAUGACACUCUCUGAAGUCCAUGUUGUCAUGACCGGAGGUUACGCCACCAUUGCUGGCAGCCUGCUGGGCGCCUACAUCUCCUUUGGGAUCGAUGCCACCUCGUUGAUUGCAGCCUCCGUGAUGGCUGCCCCUUGUGCUUUGGCCCUCUCCAAGCUGGUCUACCCGGAGGUGGAGGAGUCGAAGUUUAGGAGGGAGGAAGGAAUGAAACUGACCUAUGGAGAUGCUCAGAACCUCAUAGAAGCAGCCAGCACUGGGGCCGCCAUCUCCGUGAAGGUGGUCGCCAACAUCGCUGCCAACCUGAUUGCGUUCCUGGCUGUGCUGGACUUCAUCAAUGCUGCCCUCUCCUGGCUGGGAGACAUGGUGGACGUCCAAGGGCUCAGCUUCCAGGUCAUCUGUUCCUACAUCCUGCGGCCUGUAGCCUUCUUGAUGGGUGUGGUGUGGGAGGACUGCCCAGUGGUAGCUGAGCUGCUCGGAAUCAAGCUGUUUCUGAAUGAGUUUGUGGCCUAUCAAGAACUCUCCAAGUACAAGCAACGCCGCCUGGCAGGGGUCGAGGAGUGGGUCGGCGACAGGAAGCAGUGGAUAUCCGUCAGAGCUGAAGUCCUCACGACGUUUGCCCUCUGUGGAUUUGCCAAUUUCAGCUCCAUUGGGAUCAUGCUGGGAGGCUUGACCUCCAUGGUCCCCCAACGGAAGAGCGACUUCUCCCAGAUAGUGCUCCGGGCACUCUUCACGGGAGCCUGUGUGUCCCUGGUGAAUGCCUGUAUGGCAGGGAUCCUCUAUGUGCCCAGGGGGGCUGAAGUCGACUGCAUGUCCCUCCUGAACAUGACCCUCAGCAGCAGUAGCUUUGAAAUAUACCAGUGCUGUCGUGAGGCCUUCCAGAGCAUCAACCCAGAGUUCAGCCCAGAGGCCCUGGACAACUGCUGUCGGUUUUACAACCACACGAUCUGUGCAUAGUAAGGACAGAAUAUGUUUGUGCUUCUGUGCUUCUGAGGGCUGUUCUCCCCCAGGAAGCAUCUGUCCCCACCUUCCCUUUCCCAGGGCCCUCUUCAGGGAAGCCACAGGACUUAGACCCAGCUCAAUCCCACAAUUGGGAAGGGGUCAUGGAGUGAGUGUGCAGAGAGUGAGUGGGAACAUAAAGAAGGACAUGUCCCACUCCAUCCCCCUUUCUGCUCCCCCAUUUCCUACCUCCCCCAGUGUGAAUUCUCAGGGUCACUUCUGCCUCCUCCCAUUUCCUCUCCACAUCCAAAUAUCACCCUGGUCCUCUCUAUCCCCCCUCUCCUGGGGUCCCUCACAUGCCCCUUCCCUUCUGUUGUGGGCCGCACACCAAAACCUCCUCCCCUCCCCACUUCCUGGGCACUAGGAUCUCUCUGUGGCUUCCCCUGCCAGGUGGUGUCGCCCCUUUCUCUGCUUUCAGAGACUCCCUUCCCACCUUUCCUCAGAGCGCUUCCCAAACUGAGGUCCCAUGGCACACUGUCCUGGGAGGCGUUCAGAGGGUUCCAUAAUGGACUAGGUUUGGAACCACUGGGUUAAAUAAACUUAGAGAGGGCUGUUUAGA
Molecule: messenger RNA, 3232 nt
Organism: Cercocebus atys (sooty mangabey)
Lineage: Eukaryota; Metazoa; Chordata; Mammalia; Primates; Cercopithecidae
Gene: SLC28A1
Product: solute carrier family 28 (concentrative nucleoside transporter), member 1
Exons: 20
Coding region: 415-2631 (738 amino acids)
Biological process (GO): cytidine transport; pyrimidine nucleobase transport; uridine transmembrane transport
Cellular component (GO): membrane
Molecular function (GO): pyrimidine- and adenosine-specific:sodium symporter activity
Source: RefSeq, a predicted model, not a curated record